Messenger RNA from Homarus americanus (American lobster), 1150 nucleotides. It is a transcript of the gene Lsm11, whose product is annotated as U7 snRNA-associated Sm-like protein LSm11. The coding region runs from base 1 to 1065 and encodes 354 amino acids. The record is from RefSeq and is a predicted model, not a curated record. Lineage: Eukaryota; Metazoa; Arthropoda; Malacostraca; Decapoda; Nephropidae. Gene Ontology annotation, molecular function: U7 snRNA binding. Gene Ontology annotation, biological process: mRNA 3'-end processing by stem-loop binding and cleavage. The transcript is spliced from 5 exons. Gene Ontology annotation, cellular component: U7 snRNP.
AUGGCGGGGCCGAGUGAUGAGCUUAACUUUAAGUCUACAACCUUCGAUCCCAAUAAAGCUCUGUCCUUUUCCGAUGUACAAGUCCCAGACCCGGAUGCCCAGGAGUAUGAAGAUCUCAACAGCUUCAGAACAGCAGUACACAGCCAUAACUUCAAUGUUGUGCGAGAUAUUCCCGGUGUAUUGGGCCCUGGAGGCAUCCCCAAGUCAGCGGCACGCCAGAUUCCUGCAGGGAGGCACUUCACACCUGACCAAGCGCCUAUAAGAGGUCGUGGUCGCAAGCGGCUUCGGAACGUUCUCACUCGCAUGGAGGAGAUGACUGGACCUCUGGCCGUCCUUCGCACUUGUCAGCAAAAGGACAUUAGGAUCAAGGUGUACACGAGGAACCAGAGUGAGGUAAGAGGGCUUCUGAGUGGCUACGUGGUGGCCUUCGACAAGCACUGGAACCUGGCACUGAGGGAUGUGGACGAGGUGUUCCAGAAGAAGCUCAAGUGCAAGGCGCCGGCCCUAGGUGACGUGACUCACUUCGUCAACGUGGGUGACCUGACCAUCCACGACUCCUCCAGCGACGAGUCCUCUGACACGUACGACUCGGACGACUCAGACGACCUCGAGACAAGGACCAAGACGCGAAAGGGAACGACCACUAGGAAGACUAAACCAGACACUGAGGACGCUGGGCCAUCUGGUGGUGGAAGUGGAAAGGUGCGAGAGUCAGGUGGAGCAGAAGGUGGUAAACGUGUUGUGUAUGGCGACAGCAGGAGCAGGCUGGGGGAGACGGAGAUAAGGGCGAGGGCUUCUGUACGUGUGACGACGGAAAACCCCUCUACCAGCGACACUCAAGACGCCCGCAGACUCCAACUAGGUCGACAAGGAGCACCACCCCCACCACCAGCCCACCCUCAGAAGCAAAAAGAAGAAGAGGGGGAGACAGAAGAAGGAGAGAUAAAGAAGAGAGUGAGGAAGAGGAUGAAGAGAGAGAUCAGAAAGCGCCACGUAAAUCAGUUGUUCAUCAGAGGCGAGAAUGUAGUGUUAAUUGCAGUAGCUGAUAAACCUCAGCCUGAUUGAAGUGCUGCACACGAUCUAUUAAAAUAAUGUCAGAUAAAAAAGAAUAUAUCGAUAUAUCUUCCCCCCAAAAAAUAAAAAAAUAAAA